AUGGAGAUUAAGUUCCCAUUGAGCUUCUGGAAGGGUGCUUGUGGCUUCUACUUUGGGCUGGCGUGGGGGAAGGGAAGGGACUGGGUGUGGUCAGUAGAUAUCAAGGAGAGGUGGGGCGCAUUGGGGAACAUCGGCGAGGAGAUACAUGGUUUGGAUGAGGGAAUUGGGGGAUGGGUAUUGGGUGUUACAGUCGUGGCAGGGGCAUGA
Prunus armeniaca (apricot) is the source of this 207-nucleotide messenger RNA. NCBI's taxonomy places the organism in Eukaryota, Viridiplantae, Streptophyta, Magnoliopsida, Rosales, Rosaceae. The record is from the annotation of a GenBank genome assembly.